AUGGUUUCCGGACACUUGGGCGAGGUGAGCAAGGCUCCCGAAUACGAGACCGUCGCCCUGCACGGUGGCCAGCAGCCAGACCCCGUCAAUGGCUCUCGAGCAGUGCCCCUGUACCAGACAUGCGCGUACAACUUCACCGAUGCAUCGGACGGUGCCAGCAAGUUCGCGUGGUCCAAGGAUGGCUACGUGUAUACCCGCAUGGGCAACCCUACCAACACGGUGUUCGAGACCCGGAUGGCAAUGCUCGAGGGAGGCGUCGGUGCCGUCGCCACCGCCAGCGGCCACGCGGCCCAGUUCAUGGCCAUCACGUCGGUGUGCGAGCCCGGCCACAACUUUAUCAGCACCAUGAACCUCUACGGCGGCACCCACAACCAGUUCCGCGUCUACAUGAAGAAGUUCAACAUCAACUGCAAGUUCAUGGAGGGCAAUGACCCGCAGGCCAUCCGAGACCUGGUCGACGACCAGACCCGCGCCGUGUACAUUGAGACCAUUGGCAACCCCCAAUUCAACGUCCCCAACAUCAGCGCCAUCGCCGAGGUCUGCCACGAGGCCGGCAUCCCCCUGAUCGUCGACAACACCUUCGGCAUGGGCGGCUAUCUGGCGCAGCCCAUCCGGCAGGGCGCCGACAUCGUCACGGCCUCGUGCACCAAGUGGAUCGGCGGCCACGGCACGUCCAUGGGCGGCAUCGUCAUUGACGGCGGCCACUUCGACUGGUCUGCCUCGGGCAAGUUCCCUGGCUUCACGGAGCCGUCCGAAGGCUACCACGGCAUGAAAUUCUGGGACACCUACGGCUACAAGGCUCUGGCGGCCAAGCUCCGCAUGGAUGCCAUGCGUGACCUGGGCCCGUGCAUGUCGCCCUUCAAUGCCUGGCUCUUCCUCCAGGGCCUCGAGUCCCUCCCCGUCCGCGCCGACCGACACGUCUCCAACACGCUCGCAUUCGCACAGUGGCUGGAGAAGCACCCCUGCGUCGCGUGGGUCAACUACCCCGGUCUGAAAUCCCACCCGGACUACGAGCUCGCGCAGAAGGUCCUGCCCAAGGGCGCCGGUGCGGUGCUCACCUUCGGCGUGGCCGGCAACAUCGACGAGGUCGAAGCCGUGGUCAACAACCUCAAGCUCUGCUCUCACCUGGCCAACGUCGGCGACGCGAAGACCCUGAUCAUCCACCCCUGGCGGACCACCCACCAGCAGAUCCCCGACGCGGAGAAGAUCAAGGGCGGCGUCACCCCGGAUAUGAUCCGCAUCAGUCUCGGCCUGGAGCACAUCAACGACAUCAUCCACGACUUCGAGCAGGCCUUCAAGGCUGCCGGACUGAAGGGCGCCAAGGACUGGGUCCCCACGUGGAAGAAGGGAAUGGACGGAGAGGAAUGGGCCAAGGGCACGUUAUACGCACCGGCCCCGCCUAAGGCCUAG
Fonsecaea erecta is the source of this 1410-nucleotide messenger RNA. RefSeq lists its product as hypothetical. Gene Ontology annotation, molecular function: pyridoxal phosphate binding; transferase activity, transferring alkyl or aryl (other than methyl) groups. The coding region runs from base 1 to 1410 and encodes 469 amino acids. The record is from RefSeq and is a predicted model, not a curated record. Gene Ontology annotation, biological process: transsulfuration. The transcript has a single exon. NCBI's taxonomy places the organism in Eukaryota, Fungi, Ascomycota, Eurotiomycetes, Chaetothyriales, Herpotrichiellaceae.